AUGAACGAGAUGUCCAGCUUUCUCCACAUCGGAGACAUCGUCUCCCUGUACGCCGAGGGCUCAGUCAAUGGCUUCAUCAGCACUUUAGGGCUGGUGGAUGACCGCUGCGUGGUGGAGCCUGCUGCUGGGGACCUGGAUAAUCCCCCUAAGAAGUUUCGAGACUGUCUGUUCAAGGUGUGUCCCAUGAACCGCUACUCGGCCCAGAAGCAGUACUGGAAGGCCAAGCAGACCAAGCAGGACAAGGAGAAGAUCGCCGACGUGGUGCUGCUGCAGAAGUUGCAGCAUGCGGCCCAGAUGGAGCAGAAGCAGAAUGAUACGGAGAACAAGAAGGUGCACGGGGACGUGGUGAAGUAUGGCAGUGUGAUCCAGCUCCUGCACAUGAAGAGCAACAAAUACUUGACAGUGAACAAGCGGCUGCCGGCCCUGCUGGAGAAGAAUGCCAUGCGGGUGACACUGGACGCCACGGGCAACGAGGGCUCCUGGCUCUUCAUACAGCCCUUCUGGAAGCUACGGAGCAACGGGGACAAUGUGGUUGUGGGGGACAAGGUGAUCCUGAACCCUGUCAACGCUGGGCAGCCUCUGCAUGCUAGUAAUUAUGAGCUCAGUGACAACGCUGGCUGCAAGGAGGUCAACUCUGUGAAUUGUAAUACCAGCUGGAAGAUCAACCUGUUCAUGCAGUUCAGGGAUCACCUGGAGGAGGUGUUGAAAGGGGGAGACGUGGUGCGAUUGUUCCACGCGGAGCAGGAGAAGUUCCUGACGUGCGAUGAGUACAAGGGCAAGCUGCAGGUGUUCCUGCGCACCACGCUGCGGCAGUCGGCCACCUCCGCCACCAGCUCCAAUGCCCUCUGGGAGGUGGAGGUGGUCCACCACGACCCCUGCCGUGGAGGAGCUGGCCACUGGAAUGGUCUCUACCGCUUCAAACACUUGGCCACAGGCAACUAUCUGGCUGCUGAGGAGAACCCCAGCUACAAGGGUGACAUCUCAGAUCCCAAGGCGGCUGGAUCGGUAAGGGGCCGUGUAGGACGGAGGAAUGCUGGAGAGAAGAUCAAGUACCGCCUGGUGGCUGUGCCCCAUGGAAAUGACAUCGCUUCUCUGUUCGAGCUGGACCCCACCACCUUGCAGAAAACAGACUCCUUUGUGCCCCGGAACUCGUACGUCCGGCUGCGGCACCUCUGCACCAACACGUGGAUCCAGAGCACGAAUGUGCCCAUUGACAUCGAGGAGGAGCGUCCCAUCCGGCUCAUGCUGGGCACCUGCCCCACCAAAGAGGACAAGGAGGCCUUUGCCAUUGUGUCGGUGCCUGUGUCUGAGAUCCGAGACCUGGACUUUGCCAACGAUGCCAGUUCCAUGCUGGCCAGUGCCGUGGAGAAGCUCAACGAGGGCUUCAUCAGCCAGAAUGACCGCAGAUUUGUCAUCCAGCUGCUGGAGGACUUGGUGUUCUUUGUCAGUGAUGUCCCCAACAAUGGGCAGAAUGUCCUAGACAUCAUGGUCACCAAGCCCAACCGGGAGCGGCAGAAGCUGAUGAGGGAGCAGAACAUCCUUAAGCAGAUCUUUGGCAUUUUGAAGGCCCCAUUCCGAGACAAGGGUGGCGAAGGGCCCCUGGUGCGGCUGGAGGAGCUGUCAGACCAGAAGAAUGCCCCCUACCAGCAUAUGUUCCGGCUUUGCUACCGCGUGCUGCGGCAUUCCCAAGAAGAUUACCGCAAGAACCAGGAACACAUAGCCAAGCAGUUUGGGAUGAUGCAGUCCCAGAUUGGCUACGACAUCCUGGCCGAGGACACGAUCACGGCCCUGCUGCACAACAACCGCAAGCUCCUGGAGAAGCACAUCACCAAGACCGAGGUGGAGACCUUCGUCAGCCUCGUGCGCAAGAACCGUGAGCCCAGGUUCCUAGACUACCUGUCUGACCUGUGUGUGUCCAACCACAUCGCCAUCCCUGUCACCCAGGAGCUCAUCUGCAAGUGUGUGCUGGACCCCAAGAACAGCGACAUCCUCAUCCAGACCGAGCUUCGGCCUGUGAAGGAGAUGGCACAGUCCCACGAGUACCUGAGCAUCGAGUACUCCGAGGAGGAAGUGUGGCUCACUUGGACUGACAAGAAUAACGAACACCACGAGAAGAGUGUGCGGCAACUGGCCCAGGAGGCACGAGCCGGCAACGCCCAUGACGAGAACGUGCUGAGCUACUACAGGUACCAGCUGAAGCUCUUUGCUCGCAUGUGCCUGGACCGGCAGUACCUGGCCAUAGAUGAGAUUUCCCAGCAGCUGGGCGUUGACCUGAUCUUUCUGUGCAUGGCGGACGAGAUGCUACCCUUUGACCUGCGUGCCUCCUUCUGCCACCUGAUGCUGCAUGUGCAUGUGGAUCGCGACCCUCAAGAGCUAGUCACACCCGUCAAGUUUGCCCGCCUCUGGACUGAGAUCCCCACGGCCAUCACCAUCAAGGACUAUGAUUCCAACCUCAACGCCUCCCGAGAUGACAAGAAGAAUAAGUUUGCCAGCACCAUGGAGUUUGUGGAGGACUACCUCAAUAACGUGGUCAGCGAGGCUGUGCCCUUUGCCAAUGAGGAGAAGAAUAAGCUCACCUAUGAGGUGGUCAGCCUGGCGCACAAUCUCAUCUACUUCGGCUUCUACAGUUUUAGCGAGCUGUUGCGCCUCACUCGCACGCUCCUGGGCAUCAUCGAUUGUGUGCAAGGUCCCCCGUCCAUGCUGCAAGCCUACGAGGAUUCGGGCGGCAAGAAUGUCCGUCGGUCCAUCCAGGGUGUGGGGCACAUGAUGUCCACCAUGGUGCUGAGCCGCAAGCAGUCUGUCUUUGGUGCCCCCAGCUUGCCUGCCGGUGCUGGUGCUGCAGAGCCCCUGGACCGCAGCAAGUUUGAGGAAAAUGAAGACAUUGUGGUGAUGGAGACCAAGCUGAAAAUCCUGGAAAUUCUACAGUUCAUCCUCAAUGUCCGCCUGGAUUACCGCAUCUCCUACCUGCUGUCCGUCUUCAAGAAGGAGUUCGUGGAGGUGUUUCCCAUGCAGGACAGUGGGGCAGACGGCACGGCCCCUGCCUUUGACUCCACCACUGCCAACAUGAACCUGGAUCGCAUUGGGGAGCAGGCGGAAGCCAUGUUUGGAGUAGGGAAGACGAGCAGCAUGCUGGAGGUGGACGACGAGGGCGGCCGCAUGUUCCUGCGCGUGCUCAUCCACCUCACCAUGCACGACUACGCGCCGCUGGUCUCGGGCGCGCUGCAGCUGCUCUUCAAGCACUUCAGCCAGCGCCAGGAGGCCAUGCACACCUUCAAGCAGGUGCAGCUGCUGAUCUCAGCCCAGGAUGUGGAGAACUACAAGGUCAUCAAGUCAGAGCUGGACCGGCUGCGGACCAUGGUUGAGAAGUCGGAGCUGUGGGUGGACAAGAAGGGCAGCGGCAAGGGUGAGGAGGUGGAGGCAGGUGCUGCCAAAGACAAGAAGGAGCGGCCUACGGAUGAAGAGGGCUUCCUGCAGCAGCCCGGGGAGAAGAGCAGCGAGAACUACCAGAUCGUCAAGGGCAUUCUGGAGCGGCUGAACAAGAUGUGUGGUGUCGGGGAGCAGAUGCGGAAGAAGCAGCAGCGGCUGCUCAAGAACAUGGACGCCCACAAGGUCAUGCUGGACCUGCUGCAGAUCCCCUACGACAAGGGCGAUGCCAAGAUGAUGGAGAUCCUGCGCUACACCCACCAGUUCCUGCAGAAGUUCUGCGCGGGGAACCCCGGCAACCAGGCCCUGCUGCACAAACACCUGCACCUCUUCCUCACGCCGGGGCUCCUGGAGGCCGAGACCAUGCAGCACAUCUUCUUGAACAACUACCAGCUGUGCUCCGAGAUCAGCGAGCCCGUUCUGCAGCACUUUGUGCACCUGCUGGCCACUCAUGGCCGCCACGUGCAGUACCUGGACUUCCUGCACACCGUCAUCAAGGCAGAGGGGAAAUACGUCAAGAAGUGCCAGGACAUGAUCAUGACCGAGCUGACCAAUGCAGGUGAUGAUGUGGUCGUGUUCUACAAUGACAAGGCCUCACUGGCCCAUCUGCUGGACAUGAUGAAGGCCGCCCGGGAUGGUGUGGAGGACCACAGCCCCCUCAUGUACCACAUCUCACUAGUGGACCUGCUGGCCGCCUGCGCCGAGGGCAAGAACGUCUACACUGAAAUCAAGUGCACCUCCCUGCUGCCCCUGGAAGAUGUGGUGUCCGUGGUGACACACGAGGACUGCAUCACUGAGGUGAAAAUGGCCUAUGUGAACUUUGUGAACCACUGCUACGUGGACACAGAAGUGGAGAUGAAGGAGAUCUAUACCAGCAACCACAUCUGGACCCUCUUUGAGAGCUUCACCCUGGACAUGGCCCGGGUCUGCAGUAAGCGGGAGAAGCGCCUGGCUGACCCCACCCUGGAAAAGUACGUGCUGACCGUCGUGCUGGACACCAUCAAUGCCUUCUUCAGCUCGCCCUUCUCUGAGAACAGCACCUCCCUGCAGACACACCAGACGAUUGUGGUGCAGCUGCUGCAGUCUACCACGCGGCUGCUGGAGUGUCCAUGGCUGCAGCAGCAGCACAAGGGCUCCGUGGAGGCCUGCAUCCGGACCCUCGCCAUGGUGGCCAAGGGUCGGGCCAUUUUGCUGCCCAUGGACCUGGACGCCCACAUCAGCUCACUGCUCAGCAGCGGGGCCAGCUGUGCCGUGGCUGCCCAGCGGAACGCAUCCAACUAUAAAUCAGCCACACGCACUUUCCCGCGAGUCACCCCCACUGCCAACCAGUGGGACUAUAAGAACAUCAUUGAGAAGCUGCAGGACAUCAUCACGGCUCUGGAGGAGCGACUGAAGCCCCUGGUGCAGGCCGAGCUGUCCGUGCUGGUGGACGUGCUGCACUGGCCCGAGCUGCUCUUCCUGGAGGGCAGUGAGGCCUUCCAGCGCUGUGAGAGUGGGGGCUUCCUGUCCAAACUGAUCCAGCAUACAAAGGACCUCAUGGAGUCGGAGGAGAAGCUGUGCAUCAAGGUGCUGCGGACCCUGCAGCAAAUGCUGCUCAAGAAAACCAAGUAUGGGGACCGGGGCAACCAGCUGAGAAAGAUGCUGCUGCAGAACUAUCUCCAGAACCGGAAGUCCAGCUCCAGAGGGGACUUACCAGAUCCCAUGAGUGUCGGUCUGGACCAGGACUGGUCAGCGAUCGCGGCCACGCAGUGCCGGCUGGACAAGGAGGGGGCCACCAAGCUGGUGUGCGACCUCAUCACCAGCACCAAGAAUGAGAAGAUCUUCCAGGAGAGCAUCGGCCUGGCCAUCCGCCUGCUGGAUGGUGGCAACACCGAGAUCCAGAAAUCCUUCUAUAACCUAAUGACGAGUGACAAGAAGUCCGAGCGCUUCUUCAAGGUGCUGCAUGACCGCAUGAAGCGGGCCCAGCAGGAGACCAAGUCCACGGUCACAGUCAACAUGAGCGACUUGGGCACCCAGCCUCGUGAGGAGCGAGAACCAGACCCCACCACCAAAGGCCGUGUAGCCUCCUUCUCCAUGCCUAGCUCCUCCUCCCGCUAUUCGCUGGGCCCCAGCCUGCACCGGGGGCACGAGGUGGGCGAGCGCGUGCAGAGCAACGAGAUGGGCACGUCGGUGCUCAUCAUGCAGCCCAUCCUGCGCUUCUUGCAGCUGCUGUGCGAGAACCACAACCGGGACCUGCAGAACUUCCUGCGCUGUCAGAACAACAAGACAAACUACAACCUGGUGUGUGAGACGCUGCAGUUCCUGGACAUCAUGUGUGGCAGUACCACAGGGGGCCUGGGGCUGCUGGGGCUCUACAUCAACGAGGACAACGUGGGCCUCGUCAUCCAGACACUGGAGACCCUCACCGAGUACUGCCAGGGCCCCUGCCAUGAGAACCAGACCUGCAUCGUGACACACGAGUCCAAUGGCAUAGACAUCAUCACAGCGCUGAUUCUCAAUGACAUCAGCCCCCUGUGCAAGUACCGCGUGGACUUGGUGCUGCAGCUCAAGGACAAUGCCUCCAAGCUGCUCCUGGCCCUGAUGGAGAGCCGGCAUGACAGUGAAAACGCUGAGCGCAUCCUCAUCAGCCUUCGGCCCCAGGAGCUGGUGGACGUCAUCAAGAAGGCCUACCUGCAGGAGGAGGAGCGGGAGAACUCAGAGGUGAGCCCACGGGAAGUGGGCCACAACAUCUACAUCCUGGCCUUGCAGCUCUCCAGGCAUAACAAACAGCUACAGCACCUGCUGAAGCCAGUGAAACGCAUCCAAGAGGAGGAGGCCGAGGGCAUCUCUUCCAUGCUCAGCCUCAACAACAAGCAGUUGUCUCAGAUGCUCAAGUCGUCUGCGCCUGCACAGGAGGAGGAGGAGGACCCACUGGCCUACUAUGAAAAUCACACAUCCCAGAUUGAGAUCGUGCGGCAGGACCGCAGCAUGGAGCAGAUUGUGUUCCCGGUGCCUGGCAUCUGCCAGUUCCUGACGGAGGAGACCAAGCACCGGCUCUUCACCACCACCGAGCAGGACGAACAGGGCAGCAAAGUGAGCGACUUCUUCGACCAGUCCUCCUUCCUGCACAACGAGAUGGAGUGGCAGCGGAAGCUCCGAAGUAUGCCGCUGAUCUACUGGUUCUCCCGCCGCAUGACCCUGUGGGGGAGCAUCUCCUUCAACCUGGCUGUUUUUAUCAAUAUCAUCAUCGCCUUCUUCUACCCCUACGUCGAAGGCGCAUCCACAGGCGUGCUGGGCUCCCCGCUCAUCUCACUGCUGUUCUGGAUCCUCAUUUGCUUCUCCAUUGCGGCCCUGUUCACCAAGCGCUACAGCAUCCGCCCGCUCAUCGUGGCGCUCAUCCUGCGCUCCAUCUACUACCUGGGCAUCGGGCCCACGCUCAACAUCCUGGGUGCCCUCAAUCUGACCAACAAGAUCGUGUUUGUGGUGAGCUUCGUGGGCAACCGUGGCACCUUCAUUCGUGGUUACAAGGCUAUGGUCAUGGACAUGGAAUUCCUCUACCACGUGGGCUACAUUCUCACUAGCGUGCUGGGCCUCUUCGCCCAUGAACUCUUCUACAGCAUCCUGCUCUUCGACCUCAUCUAUCGUGAGGAGACACUGUUCAAUGUUAUCAAGAGUGUGACCCGCAAUGGCCGCUCCAUCCUGCUGACCGCCCUGCUGGCUCUCAUCCUGGUCUACCUCUUCUCCAUCGUGGGCUUCCUCUUCCUCAAAGAUGACUUCAUCCUAGAGGUUGACCGGCUGCCCAGCAACUACUCCAAAGCCAUUCCCCUCGAGAUGCCACAUGGUGCCACCACAUUUGUGGGCACGUGUGACAGGGACAAGAUGGACUGUGUCUCCGAUGUCUCAGUGCCCAAGGUUCUGGAAGAUGACGAGGAUCCAGACAGCACGGAGCGGGCCUGUGACACGCUGCUGAUGUGCAUCGUCACUGUCAUGAACCAUGGGUUGCGCAACGGGGGCGGCGUGGGCGACAUUCUCCGGAAGCCCUCCAAAGAUGAGUCCCUGUUCCCAGCGCGCGUCGUCUACGACCUCCUGUUCUUCUUCAUUGUCAUCAUCAUUGUGCUGAACCUCAUCUUUGGGGUGAUCAUUGACACCUUCGCCGAUCUGCGCAGUGAAAAGCAGAAGAAGGAGGAGAUUCUCAAGACGACUUGUUUCAUUUGUGGUCUGGAGAGGGACAAGUUCGACAACAAGACGGUGUCAUUCGAGGAGCACAUAAAGCUGGAGCACAACAUGUGGAACUACCUGUACUUCAUCGUGCUGGUCCGAGUGAAGAACAAGACGGACUACACGGGCCCCGAGAGCUAUGUGGCCCAGAUGAUCAAGAACAAGAACCUGGACUGGUUCCCUCGGAUGCGGGCCAUGUCCCUGGUCAGCAACGAAGGGGAGGGGGAGCAGAACGAGAUCCGGAUUCUGCAGGAUAAGCUCAGCUCCACCAUGAAGCUGGUGUCACACCUCACCGCCCAGCUCAACGAGCUCAAGGAGCAGAUGACAGAGCAGCGGAAACGCAGGCAACGCUUGGGCUUUGUGGAUGUCCAGAACUGCAUGAGCCGCUGA
Elephantulus edwardii (Cape elephant shrew) is the source of this 8010-nucleotide messenger RNA. It is a transcript of the gene ITPR3, whose product is annotated as inositol 1,4,5-trisphosphate receptor, type 3. The transcript has 58 exons. Gene Ontology annotation, molecular function: inositol 1,4,5-trisphosphate-gated calcium channel activity; inositol 1,4,5 trisphosphate binding. Gene Ontology annotation, cellular component: endoplasmic reticulum; membrane. Lineage: Eukaryota; Metazoa; Chordata; Mammalia; Macroscelidea; Macroscelididae. The record is from RefSeq and is a predicted model, not a curated record. Gene Ontology annotation, biological process: calcium ion transmembrane transport. Bases 1 to 8010 code for a protein of 2669 amino acids.